CCCAGUCACAACGCAGCGACUACACGGAGCAUGCGCGCUGACGACGGCAUCACUCAAGAUGGCGACGUUACGGAAGACUCGAUGCGGGGAUUCAGCUAUGGGAAUAUUCGCAGUUUUAAUGUCACUGCAGAUCUUUUCUGUGAGCUGUGUUCCACUAACAUCAGCAGAUGUAAAAGCUCCAUCCUCAUCUGUUGCGGCACAGGACGUUGUUAAGAAUAUAAAUGCAAACAUCACAGUAGCUCCUCAUAAGGAAGUGUUGAAUACCCAGAACAUCAGUAAUGGGAGCAAAUCGGGCAAUGUUUCGAUUGCGACGCCAGCUCCCGCUAUUGACACCGACAGCAGCACCAAAGCAGCAGUCUCUCCCACCGCUCCACCUACGACCACUGCCGCAGACCAGCACAAAACCACUCCAGAACAGACCACAUCUGCCAAACAUGGCCCACCAGACACUACCGCUGCACCUGCAAACACGCCAGCAGCCGUCUCCACCCCUGCAGGAGGCAAAGCAGAGAGCACCGUAGAUUACACGAGUGAAAGCACGUCUCCAGGACUGGCUCCAGGCUUGAAAGGCAACAUAGAUGAUGAGAAUGAUGAUGAUGAUGAUGAUGAUAAUGAUGAAUACUUGAGUGAAGCACCUCAACACAACCAGGGUAUGGGGAAAGACCACACUCCCCCUGAGAGCGCUGAAGAAAUACAUGUUCAAAUCAAGGACACAACCAUCUAUACAACCCAGGAUGAAGAUUCCCACUUCUUCUUUCAUCUGGUUGUCAUCGCCUUUCUAGUUGCCAUCGUGUACAUCACCUACCACAACAAGAGAAAGCUGAUGCUGCUGGCUCAGAGUCGCCGCUGGCGAGACGGCUUCUGCUCACGCGGGGUGGAGUAUCACCGGCUCGACCAGAACGUCAACGAGGCCAUGCCUUCGCUCAAGAUGACCAACGAUUACAUCUUUUGACCAUCUGAAGAAGAGGAAACGCAAACAGUUGAUUUUGUCUACACAUGGUGUCUUAUUUAAUCAAGGGGAGGAGGGAUUGUGCUUUAAUAGUCGUUCGUUUAUUUCGUGUGCAUUCUUUUCUGCUUGUGUGUUUUCUUUGGUGUCUAUGACAGCAGAUGUUUUGAAUGCUGCUGAUGUGUGUAAAGUUUUCAGACGGUUUUGUUCUUCAGCAGAAUGUAAUUUUUUUCGUGUCUGCUGGAUCAUUGUUGAAGAAAAACAAAUGAAGGUUUGUCCCUAUAGAUAUUUGAUUAAACCUGCUGUCUGUCACAUAGGCCAAGCACAAAAUACAGACGAUUAAUUUGCUCCCAUUACAGUGGUUUGUUGACGUUGGCCUCUGUGCUGUGAAGGUGUGUGUUAGAGCUGCACAAUUGAUUGUUAAAAGAUCACAAUCUCGAUUCAAACACUCAGACAAUCUUAUUCCUAAAUGACAGUGAUUCAUCUGUCUAUUAAACCUUUGACAAGUAUAAUCACAGCGAACAUUCAGAUCUGCGUUGGCAGAGAGAGCAGUUGUCAUGCAUAGCUGUGAAACAUUUUUUCAACCACACAAUAUCAUUAUUUCUGUGGAACAAAUGUUCAAAUUCUUACAGAAGUACUGGGAUACAAGUUUAUAGUUCAGAUAUAAACACUGAUGUCUACGGUAGCGAUCAAAACAGAGUAAAAAACCUUUUGGAAGUAACUGAUGCUUCAAAUAAAGAUUGUAUCAUUACAUUGUUACACCACUAGGUGGCGACAAGUGACUGUUAAAAAAAUGUAUUUGUCAUUGAAUCAUUCAUUUAAGAGAUUCGUUCAAAAACACUGAUACAUCCAGUAAUGAAACAAGUCUUUGAGUGAGUCAUUGAAUCAUUCAAGACGUGUUCAAAAAUGCUGAUUCACCCAGUAAUGAAACAAGUGAAGUCUUUGAGUGAGUCAUUGAAUCAUUCAUUUAAGACAUUUGUUCAAAAAUGCUGAUUCAUCAGGGAAUGAAACAAGUGAAGUCUUUGAGUGAGUCAUUGAAUCAUUCAAAACAUGUUCAAAAAUGCUGAUUCACCCAGUAAUGAAACAAGUCUUUGAGUGAGUCAUUGAAUCAUUCAUUUAAGACAUUUGUUCAAAAAUGCUGAUUCAUCAGGGAAUGAAACAAGUGAAGUCUUUGAGUGAGUCAUUGAAUCAUUCAAGAUGUGUUCAAAAAGGCUGAUUCACCCAGUAAUGAAACAAGUGAAGUCUUUGAGUGAGUCAUUGAAUCAUUCAUUUAAAACAUUUGUUCAAGAAUGCUGAUUCAUCCACUAAUGAAACACGUC
This is a messenger RNA of Ctenopharyngodon idella (grass carp), 2265 nucleotides long. RefSeq names its product chromosome 21 C5orf15 homolog (gene c21h5orf15). The coding region runs from base 59 to 952 and encodes 297 amino acids. The transcript has 3 exons. Lineage: Eukaryota; Metazoa; Chordata; Actinopteri; Cypriniformes; Xenocyprididae. The record is from RefSeq and is a predicted model, not a curated record.